Ochlerotatus camptorhynchus is the source of this 871-nucleotide messenger RNA. RefSeq lists its product as uncharacterized. The transcript has 2 exons. The record is from RefSeq and is a predicted model, not a curated record. The coding region runs from base 88 to 690 and encodes 200 amino acids. NCBI's taxonomy places the organism in Eukaryota, Metazoa, Arthropoda, Insecta, Diptera, Culicidae.
UUUCAACCUUGCAGAGAUUGGCAGCAAAAUUUCAAGUGUCCUUAAAAAUCGUUUAAAAAAUAUAGAAAAUUUGAAAAUCCAAGAAAAAUGUCCUUGCAACAAAUCUUUUUCAAUGAGAAUUUAAAUUCUAGUGAAUCGCUAGGGGCCUCAGAGUUGAUCGCUCCAAGGAAAAUCGUUCCUCUAACGGAAGAAUUGCUCCACGAGAAACAUUGUACCAUUUCGGCGGAUGUGCGAGAACAGCUCAGCUCCUUCGAACAGCGGCUGCUCAACGUUGAAACAAAGAUUGAACGAAUGUACGGAAUCUGCGAAGAAUGCACCCAAAGCGUUCGGGUAGAAUUCGGUUCGGAACUGGGAAGCGUGGUGAGUUGCCUCUCACCGUCUGGAAGUGAAGAGGAACAAGAACGGGAAAUCUUCAAAUAUAUCAUGGAAGAAGGAGAAGAAGUAGAAUACAACAAGGAAGUUUUGGUUGCUCCGACGAACUCACUCACGGAGCUGUACGACCGUACAAAGGCCGAAGAAAGGGUGCGGGAAGCGAACUUCCGGCGAAUGCGUAAGAAUAAACAGUUCCGCGAUUUACUGUUGAAUGGGGCUAUUGCGCAUCCCAGUUGCUGUCCGCGCAGCCAAGACGAACUACCAACCAGUUGCUCGGGAAAUGCUGUUGAAACUAAAAAGAUCUGCAAAUUCAAAUGAGACUUUGAAACAUUCAUCAUUCACUUUUCAACAUUGUUCGAAUCAUCGAAAUUCUUGCUGGCAAUAAAACCCCCCGAGUCCAUUCCCAAAGCUCAACUCGUUUUCAAUUCUCCACACAGUUGUGGCGGGCAUGAAUCAGUUCGAAGGUUGGCGGUUUAGAUAGAUUGUGUUGUUCAUACAG